This is a messenger RNA of Mus pahari (shrew mouse), 936 nucleotides long. RefSeq names its product taste receptor type 2 member 140-like. Gene Ontology annotation, biological process: detection of chemical stimulus involved in sensory perception of bitter taste; G protein-coupled receptor signaling pathway; sensory perception of taste. The transcript has a single exon. The record is from RefSeq and is a predicted model, not a curated record. Gene Ontology annotation, cellular component: membrane. Bases 1 to 936 code for a protein of 311 amino acids. Lineage: Eukaryota; Metazoa; Chordata; Mammalia; Rodentia; Muridae. Gene Ontology annotation, molecular function: bitter taste receptor activity; G protein-coupled receptor activity.
AUGAAUGGUGUCCUACAUUACAUAUUACUAACUACUUUAUGUGUGGAAUUCAUAGUGGGAAGUUUAGGGAAUGCAUUCAUAGUUCUGGUGAACAUCGUGGACUGGGUAAAGAGGAGAAAGCUAUCUUUUAUAGAUCAGAUCUUCACUGCUCUGGCAAUUUCCAGAAUUGGUUUCCUCUGCUCAAUAAUUACAAGUAUAUUGGUAUAUGAACUGUAUCCAGCUUUAAUAAUGACUAAAAGACUGGUGAGAGAAAUUAAUACAUCUUGGACAGUUACCAAUCAUUUCAGCAUCUGGCUUGCUACAAGUCUCAGCAUCUUUUAUUUUCUCAAAAUAGGCAUUUUUUCAAACUCUAUUUUUCACUUAAAAUGGAGAGUAAAACAAGUGGUAUCUAUGACAUUGCUGGCAUCUUUGCUCAUCUUCUUUUCGAAUAUUUUAAUCAUAAACAGAUGUAUUGAUGUUUGGAUUGAUGGACAUGAGGCUAAUAUAUCCUACAGUGCUAUCUUAAGUAAUGCCACUCAAAUUUCUAGGCUUAUUAUACUCAUCAACAGUAUGUUCACACUUAUACCAUUCACUGUAUCUCUGACAAUGUUUCUCCUUCUCAUUUUCUCUCUAUGGAGACAUCUGAAGAACAUGCAGGGCAAUGCCACAGGCUUCGGAGACAUCAGCACUGCAGCCCACAUAAAGGCCCUGCAAAUGGUGGUCACCUUUCUGUCAAUGUAUACCAUUUUUUUCCUGUCGAUUCUUUUGCAGUUUUGUCACAUUAAAUUUCAGAAGAAAAAUGCAGUCAUUCUAUUUUCCUUUGCUGCCGGACUUGCCUUUCCUUCAGGCCACUCCUGUAUCCUGAUCCUGGGGAACACUAAGCUUAGGCAGGCUGUUCUUUUCACGGCAUGGUGGCUGAGGUGCAGGCUCAGUGAUGCAGAAUCCUCAGAUUCCUAA